CUUGUUCUGUUUGCCAGUCGCACUCUACAGGAAGCUGCUGGAAUUGGGACAUGGCUGCCGCUGGAGACACAAAGGGGGAAUUGCAAAAAGAAUUGGUUUGUGCCAUUUGCCUGGAUUAUUUUGACGAUCCGGUCAUUCUAAAAUGCGGCCACAACUUUUGCCGUAUGUGCAUUUUAAUGCAUUGGGAGGAAAACGGAGGAGAUGACAUCGGCUAUCAGUGUCCAGAGUGUCGGAUGGUGUUUGGAAAAAUGAGCUUCACGAAGAAUUACUUGGUGAAGAACCUGGUGGAUAAACUGAGCGAGUUUGAAUGUCUGAAGACAUGCCGGCCUCCUGCACAAGCCAAACCAGCCAAAACAGAUGGCAAAUGUGAGAAACACUAUGAGGAGCUAAAACUUUACUGUCACACUGACAGAAAGCCCAUCUGUGUUGUGUGCAGGGAGUCAAGGGAUCACAGGCUCCAUGAUGUUGCUCCUGUACCUGAGGUUGUUGAGGACAUGAAGGGAGGUCUAAAGCUGAGGCUUAUCAAACUGAACUGGCAAAAGUCCAUGUGUGGCAGAGUCAAAGCGACAGAUGAGCAAGCCAAAGCAGAUGUCAAAUUAAAGAAGCAGGCUCUAAAGGAGAAGAUUGAGGACGAUGUGGGAGCACUGGUGCAGUUCCUGCUGGAUGAGAAGGACAGGCUGUUGGAGAGGCUGGAGGCUGAGGAGGCAGCUACUAUAGCCCUGAUUGAUGAGAAUCUUAAGCUGGUGGAAAGCGAGGCAGCUAAAGUGGACAAGGCCAUUGCUGAAAUUCAGAACCAGCUCAGCGAGGUUGCAAACUUUGAGAGCAUCAGCAAAGCAUAUUCGGGCCCAAGUCAUGUUAACCUUACAGUACAGGCGGUGAACUGUCCACCUGACUACACAGAAUUCACUGGACCAUUUCAGCUCAUCUUGUGGAAGAAGAUGAUGCAUGUGCUGCAUACAAUGCCCCAGAACCUGACGUUGGAUCUGGACACAGCACACCCAUCUCUGGCUAUUAGUGACUUUGACACAAAGGUGGAGGAAGGCCGAGCACGCUCGCAUGAGCCUGACUUGCCCAGGCGCUUCACUCGCUUCUUUGGUGUGUUGGCUACUGCGCAGUACUCCAGUGGCCAGCACUACUGGGAGGUAGAUGUGAGGGACAAAGGAGUGUGGUACCUGGGUGUGACGACCACACGCAGCAAUCGGAAGGGCUUUGUUAGUUUAUCACCUUCGGCGGGUUACUGGAGUCUGAGUCUGCACGACCGCCUCUACGCCAAUGAAGAGGAUGCACGCGUGCCUGUGGCUGAUUACUGGAGCUCUCCACGUGUCGGUGUCUUCCUGGACUAUGAACGAGGACACGUGGCUUUUUAUGACGCAGUCACCAUGAAGCGUGUCUACAGCUUUGCUGCGUAUUUCGACGAGCCCGUCUCGCCCUUCUUCAGCCCGGGCAAGAAUGACCCGGGCAGCCGCCUGCAGAUCUGCCACUAUUACUAAGAGACAAUCACUGCAUUUUAAUGUCCCGAGAAGUCGUCCAUGGCAGGCGAAGCUGACUGUCGCUGGCUGUUUCCUUACUACUGAUAAAGGGGCAUGGGUUAAAUUGAGAUGUGGAGAAAAUGGCGCGUUGUAUUUUGAGAAUGUUGUGUGAAGCUCCUGUAAUAGAAAACCGCUGCUUUCACUGAGAGCAAAACUGCAUUCAUUGUUUCUGCAAUCAGAAGUUUUCAUUCCUACAGUAGGCAUUCUUCUCUCAGGAGGUAGGAUGCCAUGGUGUGGCUCAGAUCUGUUCAUGAUCUGUUCAUGUGAAUUAGGGAGUGUAAUACUCUGCUAUGACUGAUCUUAAACAAGUCUAUACUUAUUACUGUUGGUUAAUGAUGUAGCCCUUGACAUUCAGGUCAAGAUGCUCUGCAGGUUUUAGCAAAUAUCAACUUGAGCUGCUUUUAAUGUUUUGUUUUACCUCAGUGUUGUUCUGUGUCUCCUUUAGAUGUGACCUCUUAAUCAGUGGAAUUUAGAUCAGUAGGUUUUGGACAUAGUUUGCUGUAAACCUUUUUUAAUAAAAAAAAACAAAAAAACUCGA
Silurus meridionalis is the source of this 2067-nucleotide messenger RNA. RefSeq names its product tripartite motif containing 47 (gene trim47). Bases 51 to 1490 code for a protein of 479 amino acids. The transcript is spliced from 8 exons. Lineage: Eukaryota; Metazoa; Chordata; Actinopteri; Siluriformes; Siluridae. The record is from RefSeq and is a predicted model, not a curated record. Gene Ontology annotation, molecular function: protein binding; zinc ion binding.